GCUCUCAAUGCACCAUCGCGCGCUGUGACUUCACCUCACUCUGUGCCUUCGUCCCCGUCGCCCCCCGCUACCUGUCGCUAUGGCUGCCGCUACCGCAUGCGCGUCUACUGCCCUGGCCGGCCAGGCCUUGCUUCAGCCCGCCAAUGAGCUCGUCCGCAAGGUGGGCACCAGCCAGGCUCGCGUCACCAUGCGCAAGACCGUCAGCAAGUCUUCUGGCAGCGACAGCAUCUGGUAUGGCGCUGACAGACCCAAGUUUUUGGGCCCUUUCUCCGGUGAGACCCCCUCGUACCUGAACGGUGAGUUCGCUGGAGACUACGGCUGGGACACCGCCGGACUCUCGUCGGACCCCGAGACCUUCGCCCGCAACAGGGAGUUGGAGGUCAUCCACGCCCGCUGGGCCAUGCUCGGAGCUCUGGGGUGCCUGACCCCUGAGCUGCUGGCCAAGAGCGGUGUGAAGUUCGGCGAGGCCGUGUGGUUCAAGGCCGGAGCCCAGAUCUUCAGCGAGGGAGGUUUGGACUACUUAGGCAACCCUAGCCUUGUGCACGCUCAGAGCAUUUUGGCCAUCUGGGCCUGCCAGGUGAUCCUGAUGGGAGCCGUGGAGGGGUACCGUGUUGCCGGAGGACCAUUGGGCGAUGUGACCGACCCCAUCUACCCCGGAGGCUCUUUCGACCCCUUGGGUUUGGCUGACGACCCCGACACCUUCGCUGAGUUGAAGGUGAAGGAAAUCAAGAACGGCCGACUUGCGAUGUUCUCGAUGUUCGGAUUCUUCGUGCAGGCAAUUGUGACUGGCAAGGGCCCCUUGGAGAACUUGAACGACCACUUGGCAGACCCCGUUGCCAACAACGCAUGGGCAUACGCCACCAACUUCGUUCCCGGCAACUAGAUGUACAUAGUUUAGUUUCCCUGGUCACCAAUUGGAGGCUUGUAAGGUAGGCAAGUGUCUGAAUGUUGGCACUGCCAAUCGGAAAGAUACAUUGUAAUUCUAAGGUCAUCAAUACAUCUGCAGUCGCUGCAGUGCGCGUUCGAAUGAA
Molecule: messenger RNA, 1031 nt
Organism: Physcomitrium patens
Lineage: Eukaryota; Viridiplantae; Streptophyta; Bryopsida; Funariales; Funariaceae
Product: chlorophyll a-b binding protein, chloroplastic
Biological process (GO): photosynthesis, light harvesting
Cellular component (GO): membrane
Source: RefSeq, a predicted model, not a curated record